This is a messenger RNA of Hippoglossus stenolepis (Pacific halibut), 10360 nucleotides long. RefSeq names its product proline rich 12a (gene prr12a). NCBI's taxonomy places the organism in Eukaryota, Metazoa, Chordata, Actinopteri, Pleuronectiformes, Pleuronectidae. The transcript is spliced from 15 exons. The record is from RefSeq and is a predicted model, not a curated record. The coding region runs from base 1262 to 9097 and encodes 2611 amino acids.
AAUGUGGAUGUGACUGCGGAAGGCAUUUUAUUAUAAACCUGGAAAACCCGAGAACGCGCCUCAGCCAAUCACAGCGUCCAGGACAAAACAGCGCACUAUUUCUUCUUCUUCUUCUUCUUCUUCUUCUCGUGUCAAAUUCUCGACGCCACAUUUUUUGCCAAACAAUAACGAUGAAAGUGUGGAAAAGCGCGCAUGGCCGCCUGCAGACCGACUGACUGACUGACUGACUGGGGGAAGCGGCCCGGUGAAUGGAGGUCACCGCAGACACUGAAUGAGUCUCGGCGGUGAGACGGAGAGGGGGAGCGAGGGAGGACAGGACAGCGGCGAGCCGCCUUCAAACAUGGCGACUCCGGAGGAAAAUGAGUAAAAAAUAUUAAAGCGCCGCGGCCUGCUUUUACUUCGAGCUCGUUUCUGGGGCUUUUACGUAUUUAUCGUCGUGUUCGGCCUCGGUGCUGGUGAAGCUCGCUGUUACUCGGGUGGCCAUUAAAGAAGAGGCAGAGACACAGGGAGCGGGCGUUUGGGGGGGAAAAGAAAAGCAGCCCUGUUUUAUUUUGAUGCGUCGUUACUGACAGCUAGCAUCUGCUGCUAGCUCCACGGCUCCGGAGGUAGACGGGGGGUGGGAACCAUUUGUAAAGCACGGAGGGGGGAAAGAGAAAAGAUUUGUGUUUGCGGAGGGGGUGAGAUUUGGGGAUUUCUUCGCUUCGUCUACGGGGAUCGGUCGCGACCAACGUGGCCCGUCGAUCGCGAUCCUUUAUGGUGUUAGCAGCGUAGCAGCAAAACUAGCCUAAAGAAAGGGGAGGAGAGACGGCGGAGAGAGAGAGGGAGAGAGAGAAAAAAAGGGACGCAUUCAAAUCAAAUGUUUAUCAGCAAUUCGUCCAUCACCGGCCAAAUCCGCCGCAUCUCCAUCAUGACCGCGACCGAUUCUGGACUGAAGCUCCAUUCGGGGAAAUGAUAAACGCAGGAAAAGGAGAAAGACUGUCUUUUUUUGGAGGUGGUUGGAUUAUAACCCCGUAGACCCCCCUCUUUUUUUUCAUCCAGCUUUCUCCUCCUCCCCUCCAUUUCUCUUUCAAUAUGCUGUUUUCCACUCCUGAGGACUUGCUUAUGAAACCGGGGAAAAUAGCCUGAAACCGAGAAAGGGAAACACAGGGAUUCCUAUUCCCCCCUUUCUCUCUCUUUCUCCGAGAUCUGCUUGUCGCGACGGUCUCGUAGCUUUUUCGUCCUCAUCGCACACGUUUUUUUUUUUUUUUUUUCCAACACAUAAAUGGAUAGAAAUUACCCGGGAACAGGAUUUGGUGAUCUGGGCGCAGGAGCAGGAUGGAGUUACGAGAGAUCGGCAAAAGCAAGUCUUGUAUAUGGGAGUUCCAGAUCAUCCCACCCUGAGUCUGAGCUCCUCCACAGACAAGCCUACGCCACCCCACACCCUCUGCAGGGCUAUGCCACCAAUCACCACCCAGGGAGCUCUGGCCAAGGCGGGGCUUGGGGAGCAGCUGGACGUAGUUUGGGUCUUUCAGGGCUCUUUGACACUGGCCUGCACCAUGCCAGCCCCUCUGCCCCAGAUGCAUCUGUCAUGAAUCUGAUCUCGGCCCUGGAGUCCCGGGGUCCUCAGCCUCCACCCUCUGCCUCCUCCCUUCUUUCCCAGUUCCGCACACCAUCCUGGCAGACAGCGAUGCACACGCCUGCUCCUCCUGAACUAUUCAUCUCUGGAGCCCUUCCUGGCUCUGGAUCCUUCCCCUCCUCCUCUGCUCUCUCAGCCUAUCAGCAUCCAGCAUCCUUCUCCAGCCGUUCUUUCCCCACUGCCUCCCUUUCCCUCCAGGACACGCCCACAUUUAGUCCCACAUCCAAUGGCCUGCUCUCCCCACAUGACCCCCUACUACACAUAAAGGCUCCUUCCCAGUCUAGCCUGGGUUUUGAUAGACUCCUGUCCUCACAGGGUGCUGCUGCAGCUGCCUACAGGGGCAGCCAGGAUCCCACGGGAGCCACAUCAGCCCAGGCGUCAUCCGCCAGGCACCUGCAGUCCCACCAGUUCAACCUGCUGUCAUCACAGCUCCAGGACCAGUCCUCCCAGCUAUAUAAUGCAUCUGUCUUUUCUUCGGCCCAGCCCCAGGCUCAGUCCCAGUCGCAGUCCAAUUCGGCUCAGGAACGGGCCGUGCCCCGCCAGGACAGUGUUAUCAAACAUUACCAGCGGCCCACUCCAUCUCAGUCACAGCUCUCGUCCUCUGCUGCCCACUCCCUUCAGCACUAUCUCAGCUGUGGAGGGGCGGGGUACCAGCAGAUAGCCACCCACCACAGACAUGCUGGCCUUUCUUGCAGCCCACUGGGUGACCAGAGCCCAUCAUCUGACCUCAAAGCCCCCGCUCGCACUGAACAAUAUCGGCCAAUCAUCCAGCCUCCCUAUUCGUCAUCCUCCUCUUCCUCGUCCUCGUCCUCAGCUGGAAAAGGUACGAAAAGCAGCUCCAGCAGUGGCUAUUCUUCCGCCAGUUCAGCUUCAUCCUCAAGAACUCCUCACACACCCCCCUCUGCUUCCUCUACAUCCUCUUCCUCCUCCUCUUCUUCUGCUACUUCUGGUGCUCAUCCUUCCAACUCCAUUCCCACAUCCAGCUCCAGCGCAGCCCCUUCUAGGCAGCAGCCACCCCCUCAGCCAGCUCCUCCUCCCCCAGCCCCUCAGCAGCAGCCUCCUUCCUCCUCCUCCUCAGCACCCAAAUCCUGCCUCUCAGGCUACGGUUCUCCUGUACCGCCAGUGAAAGCCCCCUCCGCUGCUCUUACUGGUCAGACCCCACCCCAACAACAAACACAGUCAUAUUCCCCUAAUCAGCCCCCUACUUCCCACCUGUCUCAGUCCUAUGGAGGCUUCAGUUCACCACAAGCCCAAGACCUGAGCUCAGGUACUGCUGGGAAAGGAUACGGGAGUUUAGGUGGGCGAAGCCAGUCGUACUCCACUGAUAUAUAUGGUGCCGACUCUGCUUAUGGAUCACUUCCAUCUUCACUGGGUGGAGCUGGAAGCCCGUCACUAGGCUACGGAGCCCCAGGUCACUCCCCUGCUCUUUUAAGAUCAAGUGGCUCAUCAGGUAGUGGAGCAUCAGGGGGAGGAAGCAGCACUGGCACAGGGAGUGGGAACUCUGGCUCAGGAGGAGGAGCAGGAAACAGUAUGACCAAUGAGAGAGGUGGAGGAGGUAGUGGUGGAGGGUCCUAUCAUAUUCAAGACUCUAGCCCCUCCCCAUCAGGCAACUCUGGCAUCAUCCGUCCAGGGUUGCACUCCCCAGUGCCCACCUGCCCCACACAAUCUCCAGGAGGUGCAGGCUCUAAUAAAUACAUUUCCUCAGUUCUCUCCCCCACCUUCCUGGCCUCCCCACAAGGCUACCCUGACACCAGAGGCCCAAACUCCCAACCUCAGUCCUAUCAUUCCUCCUCUUCUAAAACAAAGGCAGACACUUCUAUGCUCGGGGUGGGCUCACAGAGAUCCCAAGAGGAAGUAGAUGAUGACGAUGAGUUCUUGAUACAGCACUUGCUGCAAGCCCAAGCAAGUCCCACUCCCCAGGCUGCUCAUCACCAUCCUCAACAACCACCCCAACAGGCAUCCCAACAAACUCAGUCUCAGCCCCAGCCAGUGCCCCCAACUACUGAUUCAGGCAAAGGGCUAAGCUAUGACAUGGGUAAGACCUCUGAGGAGAGGUACCACCCCCAGAGUGUCAUACGUACCCACAGUGCUACGUCCACGGCCGGAGUAGGAAAUGCGGGGUCCGGGGGGGCAAUAUCAGGGCUGGACAGCCAGCUGGAGAUGUCACUGAAGAAACAACAGCAGCAACAUCAACAACAUCACCAUCAACAGCAGCAGCAGAGGAACGAGAGGUCUGUUGGAAGCAGCAGGAGCACUGGAGGAAGGGGCAGCGCUGAACAAGUGCACUCCCAUCUCCAUCACCAUGACAACCUAGGCUCUGUAGUCCACUAUGGGCGGGGUGACCCAUACUCCCAACACCCCCUUGCCCCCCAACACUCCUCACAUCACUCACAGAUGCCGUCCCACCCCCAAAUGGAGCUCCAAAAGAAGUCACAGGAGCGAGCUGACAUCCCCUAUCCUCGGAAAACACCGGAAGUCCAGCAGCAGCAUUCCCAGUCUCAAGCUGCAGCCUCCCUCAUGGACUCUCCCACCGAUCAGUCCCGUCAGCCGCCACACCUGCUCCAGUCGGUGCUGUCCCACACCACCCGCAACAAACUGGAGCCUCAUCAACAGCACCACAAAAUGGACUCUCACCGGCAGCACCCGCAGCAUCACAAAAUGGACUCCCACCAAUCACAUCCGCAACACCCAAAAAUGGACUCCCUCCCUCCACAUCAGCAGCAUCAGAAGAUGGACUCCCAUCAGCAUCAGCAGCACCACAAAAUUGAUUCUCACUCACAACAUCAACAGCACCAUAAAAUGGACUCUCAUGCCCAACAGCAGCACUCUAUUAGCCAACAGCAAGCUGUAAUGGAAAGCGCUGGUGGGAGACUUGGCGCAAGUAAACAUCAAGCUCAGUCUCAGUCUCAAACCACCCAGCUCCAGCUCCAACUCCAGUCCCAGGCUUUGGAAGUGGCUGCGGCUCACUACAACCACGGGCCCCCUCCUCAUCAGCACGAGCAGAGUCAGGUGAAACAAAGCACAGUGGUCUCUUCCUUGGACAUGCUGGAGCGCUCCCUCUCUCAGACGUCCAGCGCAGACGUAGCUGAAGACAGACGCGGUGGACCAGGCAGCGGCGGGAGGAGCGGAGGAAGCAGUGAGCGACACAGACAGCAGGAGCAGCACCCGUCCCACCACCACUCGCAGCAACACUCAGCCUCAGAACUCCACUCCUUCCUCUCCGAGCCUGACAUGAGCUUAUCUGCCCCAUCCCACAUGCACCACCUCUCACAGCACCACCCUCAGCAUCAACAAACCCACUCGCAUCACCCUCACUCGCAACCUCCACUCCCACACUCCCAGCCUCAGUCUGACCCACAGCAGCCGCUCUCAUCCCAGCUCACCCCUCAGCAGAGCCAGCUGGACCAGCAGCGCUCGGAGCAACACCAGUUUGACACAGUCAGCCCGGGGGAGAAAGCAGACCAGAAUCAACAAAGUAACCGCUUUGUGCCCCUAACUUCUAUCUGCUUCCCAGAUUCUCUCCUUCAGGACGAGGACCGCUCCUUUUUUCCAGGAAUGGAAGACAUGUUUUGCACAGAGGACUACAAGUCAAGCUGUGCAGGGGGUGGAGGUCCAGGGCAGGGAGAGAUGAAUGACAGCCACCCUGGUCAAGAGGGAAUGGAUUCCAUGAAAGCUGGACAGAGUGCGGGUGGAGCAGGGGGCGGUGCUGGAGCGGGCUAUGACAUAAUGGGUCACCAUGGUGGAGAUCAGGGUUAUGAAUCGUACUGUCAUGGCCUGGAAGAGCCCAGCAACAACACCAUGACUCUGGAUCUAGACUCCCUUAAAACCCAUGAGCUCCCCUCCACUGUCAACACUGAGCAGCUUGGACUGAUACAGUCCCAGGGCCCAGCUAUGGGUAUGGGCCCCAAUAAUGCUGGUCCCAACAAUGUUGGAGCCAAAAUGUCUGGUGGGCCUGGAGGAAGUAAUGCAGGAAGUGGUUCUGGAGGCCUCCAGUCUCCCAUUUUCUGCUCAUCUCGUCCCAAGAAACUGCUCAAGUCCAGCUCUUUCCACCUGUUAAAGGAGCGCAGGGACCCCAACACACUGCCUAAGAAAAGUUACGCUCAAGAGUAUGAGUUUGAAGAUGAUGAGGAUAAAGCUGACCAGCCAGCUGACAUCCGCUUAAACAGCCGGAGACUCCCGGACCUGUUACCAGACCUGGUGUCCAGUUGCAGAAAGGGAGGAGGAAGUGGCUCUCUCAGCCCUUUAAUGGGCGACAUUGACUUCUAUCACUCCUCUGGAUACACAUCUAUGGGUUCACACUCUCUUAUGCCUCAGGAAGGACCCAAGAAGAGAGGCCGGAAGCCCACUAGACCCAAGAGAGAGGGUCCCCCUAGGCCAAGAGGCAGGCCUCGCAUCCGCCCGAUGCCUGAACCGUUCACCCCGAGAGGGAUGAUGGGUGAGAUGGGUGGUACAACAGUGGGAGGAGGAUUCAGCGUGGAGGGACGAGGCAGAGGCAGGGGUCGUGGAAGCAGAGGUAGAGGAGGAAGGAGGGAAGACAUGUACAUGGAAAUGAGUGGGAAGGAGCAGGAUCAGAUGCAGCACCAUCACCUACAGCAGCAGCAGCAGCUCCAUCACCAGCCCCAACAGCAGCAACACGAACCUAUUCCUCCUCUGAAGAUUAAAUUACCAAUCGGAACCCUGUCCUCCUCCGAUGCCUUGCUGAGGACAGACUCUUUGUCUGGCACGGAUCCCGCUCUGUCUGACGGCUCUGUCGGCUCAGCUCCCUCACUUGGCCUAAGUCCUGGACCCCCCUGCAGCACAGAAAGCAACAGAAGUCAGGACAAGAACAAACAGAAAAGCCAGAUGAUGGGUGAAGGAGUGGAUGAUGAGGGGAUGGAGGAAAGGGUAACGGCUACAGGAUUGUAUCCUAGCUUUGGGGAUGAUAAGGACUCUGAGUCCAAGGCUGGCUUUGUUGCUUCAUUCUUGGACUUCCUCAAGACGGGGAAGAGACCUCCAGGCUUGGACAUCUCACCAGGAAUGGAGCAUGACAAUGGUGAAACCUCACCAUGUAAACCAGGGGGUCUGCGCCCAAUGUCUCCUGCACCUCCUCCUCCACCCCCGCCACCUCCAUUUGGGGACGGCGAAGGGAAUGGUGGUCUGACUCUGGGCAACUGCCCCAGCCCCAAGCGCUUGGAAGAUGAGCUAAAGCGGAACCUGGAGACCCUGCCCUCAUUCUCUUCUGAUGAGGAAGACUCGGUGGGAAAGAACCAGGACCUCCAGAAGAGCAUUUCCUCGGCCAUUUCUGCUCUGUACGACACUCCUCAGCUCAACUCGAACAUCCAGCCCCCACUCUCUCCUCCUCUGCCUCCCCAGCCUCAGGCUCAACCCAGCCAGGGCCCUCUCACUCCCACACUGCCGCCCCCCACGCUCAGCCCGCAGCCCACCAUGCAUACUCCCCACAACCAGCCCCACUCUGAUGAACCUGAUGAUCUCCAGCUAGAAGAUGGAGACAUGGAGGAGGAGAACAAGGAGGAGGAGAUUGAGGAGGAAAGAAGCAUAGGAGGGGACGAAGAGAAUGAUAUGACAGAGGAGAUCGAACCACAGCUGGAAACACUGGGUGCACCCAAGCUUGAUGUGCCGCUGCCCGAGCUCCCUCCAGAGCCAGCGACUCCCGAACCUCCCUCUGUCCCCCCAUCUCCCUCCUCAUCCUCCUCUCCGUCUCACUCCCCCCUCCCUCCCCUCUCACUCCCCUCACCCCUGCCUCCAGCAGAAGAACAAGAGGAGCCCUCCCAGCCUCCGAGCCCCAUCGCUCCUACAUCCCCAUCCCCAUCUCCAUCGCCUCCCGCACUCACUCCUCUCCCUCAGCCUGCCACUCCUCCUCCUGCGACAUCACCUUCGCCUCCUUCCCCUCCUCCUCCUCCUUCCCCUCCUACUUCCGAGCCUCCUACUCAGAAGGAGUCUCCCAUGCCGUCUCCGGAGUCCCCCGCUUCUCCCGAAGAGCCCCCACCUCCCAAAAUCACCUCGCUGCAUCUUGCUCAGAAGCAAGAAGAUGCUGCCAUUGUUGGAGAGAGUGAGGAGGAUGAGAGCGAAAGCGGAGGGGAGGGCAUCUUCAGAGAAAGGGACGAGUUUGUGGUGCGAGUGGAAGACAUCCGGACUCUCAAGCUGGCUCUGCAGACAGGCCGUGAGCCUCCACCCAUCUGGAGGGUGCAGAAAGCCCUGCUGCAGAAGUUCAGUCCAGAGAUUAAAGAUGGGCAGAGGCAGUUCUGCGCCACAAGCAACUAUCUUGGCUACUUCGGAGAUGCCAAGAGGCGAUACCAGCGAAUCUAUGUCAAGUUUUUGGAGAAUGUCAAUAAGAAGGACUACGUCAGAGUCUGCUCUCGGAGACCUUGGCGGAGAGCCACACCUGCUCUCAGACGCCAGUCCCUCCCGAGGAUGGCCUCCCCUCCCGCGUCCCAGGCCCCACCAAAGGUAGCGGAGAAAGAGGAGAGAGUGGCUCCACCAGUCCAACGCGAACAGAGAGAGAAAACGAGAACAGCGACCACAACAACGGCGAAAGAACAACGGGAGAAGAAGGAGGCUCCAUCUGCCGUGCCUAAAGCCAAGGAGAGAGAGAGAGAGAAAGAGAGGGAGAAAGAAAAAGAGAAGGAGCAUGAGAAGGAGCGUGAGAGAGAGAAGGAGAAGCGAGUGCAGCCGCAGCAGGACAAAGUAGAGAAACGUGCUGCAGCAGCAGAACGAGGUCGAGCGAAGGAGGAGAAGAAAGCGGUGGAGAGGAAAGAGAAGGAAAAGGCUGAGCGCCUGCUCAAGUCCAAGCCAGCCAAAGUGAAGGCCGAGCCACCACCCAAAAAGAGGAAGAAGUGGCUGAAGGAAGUACCUUCAUCAUCAGACUCGGACUCAUCAGAGGAGGCAGCUAGUGAGAAUGAAAUGCCAGUGAAAGGCGGAGUGAACAACCGUGCCAUGAGGGAGAUGUUCAGGAGCUACGUGGAGAUGCUGGUCAGCACGGCCCUGGACCCCGACAUGAUCCAAGCUCUGGAAGACACAGAUGACGAGCUGUACCUCCCACCGAUGAGGAAGAUUGACAGCAUCCUCAGCGAACAGAAAAGGAGGCUGCUGAGGAGAGUCAGCAUGAACUCUCAGCACCAGGAAGUCGUGCAUGCUUACCCCCAGAUCAUUGUAGACCCCCUGGACUCAGGAGUGGUGAGGGUGCGGCUGAGCGGGGACGCUUACAACCGCAAGACCCUCAACAGAGUCAAGAAGACCCUGCCUAAACCACAGGACCUUAAACUGUCAUCCGAGUCGUAUCGGAUCUACAGUCUCUACCACUCCCUUCAUCACUAUAAAUACCACACCUUCUUACAGUGCAAGAAAGAGACCAACACCAUUGAGCAGGCGGCUGAGGACCCGGGCCAAGAGGAAGUGGUGCAGCAGUGCAUGGCCAACCAGAGCUGGCUGGACACCCUCUUCGGCUCCUUCAUCGAGCUGCUCACGCUCAGCACCAAAGCCUGAGCCAACUGCAGCAAGACGCAGAGAAUUCAUUAAAGCGAACGGAUUAAAAAAAAAAUUGAGAAGAAAAUCCAAACACGGAAAGAGAUGGAUCCUACUGUACAGCCCCCCCCCCCACCCUCUUCAAAUCUCUAAUAUCUGAGGAUGAAUUUUUAAGGCCCUUGACGAACAAAAGCGGGUCUGUUCAUGUGACCUCAGACACUGGCCUCUUUUCUUUUUCUUGUUGUUGAUAAAUGACUUUAAGAAAUAUCUUACUUUGUGAGAAGGGGGACCCCGCCAGACACGGGGCCGCUGGUGGGUCAAGAGGGAAUUGACGGUUGUUGAAAUGGGAGCGACGCGAGGUGGACAAAGGACUAAAAGUGGAGGAGCCGCAAAUGCCAAGUCAACGGAGGAGCCACUGACAUCUUGUUAACUGUGUGUCAUAAAGACAAUAGUUCAAAGAGAAACUAUUACCGCUUAGUUUUUACAUAAAUUAUUUUUUUGAAAAGACUAACAUUCGCUGUUGGCUUUUGAAAAGAGUGGAAGAGGGUGAGAAUGCUUUUUAACCUGCGUGUCGAGCGUGCCGUGAGCAAACGUGAACAUGGACUCGUCUACGGAUAGAAACAUGAAAUGUGUUAACGAACGCUCUCCCUCUCAUCCCGUGUUAUGUCACGGGCAGCACCAGUCCGCUGUGUGAUAAUAUAUAAACACAUUUUUAUUAUUUAUAUGAGGAGGUUUUUAACUUAAACUCUCACAAGCGCUGGGUUUGCUGCCCGGACAUUUUAAAUACCUUUUUUUUUUAUUUUCCACAGGUUCAGUGUACAAUCGGCAACCCACAUAUCCAAGUCGUCUUCCCCUCUAUACAAAAAGAACAGACGUUGAGACAGAAAUAUUGUAUAAAAUACAGUGGGUGUAAAAUAACAAAAACAAAGGAAGAAAAGAAGAAAAAAAAAGAAGGGAAUGGGAAAUUCUAUUUGAAACGUAACAUUGUCGUUCUUCAGUUCAAUCAUCAGUCAUGCAGGUGCAAAGAAAAAGAAGUAAACUAUCCAUUUCCCAUGUGGGAAGAAGGAGUAUAAAUAAGUAAUAUUUAAAGAGGAAAUAGUCAUUUCAUUUUUAUCAUUUUGAUGUUUGUGCAUACUAUGACUUAUUUUGAAAACAAUCUAAUUUUCCAUAAAAAAAGGAAAAAAAAGGCGUGUAAAUAUUGUACAGUUCUUGAUGAAAUUCUUUGUCCUUCUGUACAUUAACUCUCCUGUAUUUGAGAAACAAAUAAAAUCUGCAAAGAACAAA